Molecule: messenger RNA, 3014 nt
Organism: Cherax quadricarinatus
Lineage: Eukaryota; Metazoa; Arthropoda; Malacostraca; Decapoda; Parastacidae
Source: RefSeq, a predicted model, not a curated record
CUUAAACCCUCCCAAACAAGCAAGGCAUUCUCUGGUUGGCGGUUGCCCACUGAAAGAUUUGGUUGAUGUCCGCCUGGAGCCUUGCAGUGUCUGCAAUGGUAGACAGUCAUGCAGAUUCGGGUGUCAUCUGCAAAGGAAGAUACGGGUGCGAAAAAAAGGAUGCUUGAAAGUAUUAUUAGCAUGUGACUACAUAUUCUUAAUUGCCGUGAUGUCAGCAAUCUCGACUGUAGAUCUUUUGAUCAAACUCGGAGGCAGUGCAAUUACAGAGAAGACACAGCUUGAGACAUUUAAUGAGACUGCUAUAAGCAUUGCGGUGAAAAUGGUCAAGAUGUGUGCAGACAAGGGUCUGAAAUUAAUCCUUGUUCAUGGUGCAGGAUCCUUUGGUCAUCAGCAAGCUAAAAAAUACAAUGUUAAUGGAGGAUGGGUCAAGAAUAACAGUGGGUCACAGGUUAAAUUAGGCUUCUCCCUGACAAGAGUUUCAUGUUUAAAGCUCAAUGCCAAAGUGGUGGAACAAUUAACUAAUGAAGGGUUACCUGCUGUAGGAAUAUCACCAUGCGGCAGGUGGACAACCAAAAAUGAUGAGGUUAUACAGUCAGGAGUGGCUGCUGUGUAUGACCUCUUGAAGGCAGGUUUUAUCCCGGUAUUGCACGGAGACUGUGUUCUGGACACCAUCAAAGGAUCCACCAUCCUUAGUGGUGACACUGUGAUUAAGACACUGUGUAAGGACCUACCAGUGAAGAAAGUGGUUUUUUUGACUGACGUUGCAGGAAUUUUUGACAAACCUCCACAUAGACCAGAUGCUAAACUAUUAUCAAAUAUUAUAGUGGAUAAAAAUGGAAAAAUUGCACAGAAGAUUGCCACAGAUGCACUAAGCUGUGAUGUCACAGGAGGAAUCGAGCUCAAACUAAGCUCAGCUAUAAACAUUGUUGUACAAAACAAGGGAACCAUACCAGUGUUUGUGUGUAAAGUUGGAUCUGAAGCAGCAGAGAAGAUAUGUUUAGAAAAGCAACCCAGUUUGCAUGAUGGUGGGACAGUCAUAACUUUAUCUCAAGAUAAUUAGCUGUUGCUUUUAUAUAAUGUAGGUGCGAUGAUACGACAGUUCAGAUGUUACUCCAAACAGCAGAUAUCCCAAACCCCUCCUUUCAAGUGUAGGCAUUGUACUUCCCACCUCCAGGACUCAAGUAUGGCUAACCGGUUUCCCUGAAUCCCUUCACAAAAUAUUACCCUACUCACACUCCAGUAGCUCGUCAAAUCCCAAUAACCAUUUGUCUCCACCAACAUGCUCACUCAUGUUCCUCGUACUGAUAUUUAUUACGUAUUUUCAUUUUUUUGAUUGAAAUUAAAAAUUUUAUAGCUCAUUCUCUUAUAAUAAUAAUAAUAAUAAUAAUAAUAAUAAUUUAUUAUUAUUAUUAUUAUCACACUGGCCGAUUCCCACCAAGGCAGGGUGGCCCGAAAAAGAAAAACUUUCACCAUUAUUCACUCCAUCACUGUCUUGCCAGAAGGGUGCUUUACACUACAGUUUUUAAACUGCAACAUUAACACAUUUAUUACAGUGCAUACUGUAAUACAUGGUACAGUAAUUUGAAAGGCCAUAGUAUGCACAACAUUUAGGCAUAUAUCAAGCCGCCGCCUUUCAACAUAUUUGUGCUUAUUGACAUGAGGUUAAGAAUAUCAGUUGAGAUACAGUUUAGAAAAUUAUUCACUAAACAUUAACAACAAACUGGAAAAGGUUGAAUGGUACAAUAUAAUAACAAAAAUAAGUUAUUAGUUUACAGUUAGACAUUAUUUAAUAACUGUAGUAAGUGACAGGUUAGAAAUAACAGGAUUAUAUCAUUUAGGCACACAAUACUUGUUUUAGGAGUGCUGUAUGGCCCUAGUGCCUGUUAUGAUUGUAAUAAUAGUACAGUGGAACCUCAGUACUUGAACUUAAUUCUUUCCAGAAGGCUGUUUGAGUGCUGAUCCAUUUCAGUAUCGAACAAAUUCUUCCCAACCAAUUUUCUUUUUGGUUGGCUGUUAUCACUAAUCUUUGUAAGCCCCAUGGUGACUUAUUUAUACAAAUAUAAAAAAAAAUGCGAAGAAACACAAAAUAGUUUACAGCAAAGUUCUGGCAGGUUGUGUUUGUUUGGUAAAGUGCUGAGCUUUGUUCGAGUAGGGAGCUGUUUGAGUACCGAGGUUCCACUGUACUUGUUUUAGCUUUUACUUGAAUUCACUAAGUGUUCAGCAAGUUUUUAUUUGUUAGGUAAGUAGACAUAGAUACAACUAAUGUGAUGUUUUAUUGUGGCAGUGUUUUGCUCUCCAGGAGCUUUGUCAAAGCGUUAUGACUUGGCAGUUACCGGAGAGUAAUAAAAUGUCACAUUGCUUGAUUAGUUGACAAUAAAAUGUCACAUUAGUAGCAUCUGUGUCCUUUUACCUAACAUUUUUGUCAGUAAUUCUACCAUUAUUACUAAGUUUUCAUUUCAUCUGAUAAGUUAUUCCAUAUUUUUGGCCCCUUAAUUUACAUAGAAAUUCUUGGCUAUUCCCAGAAUUUUGUAAAGACUGCGUUUACUCGUAUGCUUCAAAUUCUUCUUUUUUCCUAAAGCUGCCUCUCUAGUGAAGACAUCUGUAUUUUACCUUGGAUACUCUUGUUAACAAAAUCAUAAUAAAACAUUUUGUCCUCUGGACAUUAAAUUUAUAUUUUAUCAAAGUGAUACACUUCAAAACAAUGUAGUUUGAAGCUGUUUACUCUUAUUUUCCAAUUCCUCUAGCCCUCCAUAAUAGUCAUGAAACUGGCCACUACUUUUGGCCAAACUAUAAAUACACAGAAGCAGUGUUUACCUUGUGCUUCAUAAAGACACAAGCAUUAAUUUGAAACUUUUAUUAUCUGGAGAGAGUUUAUCUGGAGAGAGUUCCGGGGGUCAACGCCCCCGCGGCCCGGUCUGUGACCAGGCCUCCUUAGGUCAGUGUCCCAGGAUGCGACCCACACCAGUCGACUAACACCCAGGUACCCAUUUUACUGAUGGGGAACAUAGACAACA